CAAAUGAAAGAGGACUCUCGAAUGAAGAAAAACUGGUAAAUGAAGCUCUUAUUAAUGAAGGAAUAAAAGAUAUUUUUGUAUUACCAGAAGAAGAAAUUCUUAAAAUUGAAGAAUUAUUGAAUUGUGAUAUAGCUGAUUUUACAAAUAAUUUAGGUGAAAUAAUUAUUGAUACUAGUUUUGAAUUUUCUAAUAAGGCAAUUAUUUUCAUUCAGGAUAAAAAUACAGAAAAUAAUAAGAAGAAUUGA
Messenger RNA from Racocetra fulgida, 245 nucleotides. NCBI's taxonomy places the organism in Eukaryota, Fungi, Glomeromycota, Glomeromycetes, Diversisporales, Gigasporaceae. The record is from the annotation of a GenBank genome assembly.